UUUCUUUCUCCUUCAUUCUCUCUCCCAUCCACCUUCAUUAUCCAAUUCCUUAGACUCUCUCCCCCUUCAUCCUAAAUCUCUCUCUCGCUCUCAUGCAUGGACCUUCAUUAUCCAAUUCCCUAGAUUCUCUUCUUUCUCACCUGCUUUAGCAAUGAAGGAGAGCAAGUCAUGGAGGCCAUUCACAGCAAACUGCUGUUCAGCAGAAGACCACACAGUUCUGGGAAACUUCAGCCGCUGCAGGCCAUCUCGAUCGGAAUUCUCCAAGAACAUAGCUCCAUUACCAUCUUUUCGCCGCUUGUCGUUCUCCGAUCUCAGCCGCUCUUCAUCAACCCGAGUCAAUGAAGACUUGGCACAAUCGUUCGGUCCUGAAUUGCAUGAUUUUCAGCUGAGUGAGCUGCGUGCGAUUACGCAGAAUUUUUCAAGUAAUUUCUUUCUGGGAGAAGGAGGGUUUGGGACAGUGCAUAAGGGUUAUAUUGAUGAGAACUUGAGGCAAGGGUUGAAGGCUCAGGCUGUAGCUGUUAAGCUCUUGGAUAUUGAAGGCCUACAGGGGCAUAGAGAAUGGCUUGCUGAAGUAAUAUUUCUUGGGCAGCUUAGGCAUCCAAAUCUGGUAAAAUUAAUCGGGUAUUGUUGUGAAGACGACGAGCGUCUCCUUGUGUAUGAGUUCAUGCCUAGAGGCAGCCUAGAGAAUCACUUGUUCAAGAGGUUAUCAGUGUCGUUGCCAUGGGGCACCAGGCUGAAGAUCGCAGUAGGAGCAGCAAAAGGGCUCGCGUUCUUGCAUGGUGCUGAGCAGCCUGUUAUAUAUCGCGACUUCAAGACUUCCAAUGUGUUGCUAGAUUCUGAUUUUACUGCAAAAUUGUCGGAUUUUGGACUUGCAAAGAUGGGGCCUGAAGGAUCAAAAUCUCACGUUACUACCCGGGUAAUGGGCACAUUUGGAUACGCUGCCCCGGAAUAUGUCUCAACAGGUCAUUUAACAACUAAAAGCGAUGUUUAUAGCUUUGGAGUCGUGCUACUAGAAAUGCUAACAGGAAGAAGAUCAAUGGAUAAAUCAAGACCGAAAAACGAGCAAAACCUUGUGGAUUGGGCAAAACCCUACUUGACUAGUAGCCGGAGGUUGCGCUACAUAAUGGACCCAAGACUUGCUGGUCAGUACUCGGUGAAAGGAGCAAAGGAGAUUGCCCUCUUGGCAUUACAAUGCAUAAGUUCAAACCCUAAAGACAGGCCGAGAAUGCCCAGCGUAGUCGAAACCCUAGAAGGUCUGCAACAUUUGAGGGACAUGGCUGUCACUUGCGGACAAUGGCCAGCAACACCAAAAUCUACAAGAAAUGGAGCUGCUGUCAAAGGAAGGAGGGAGAAUAAUAGAGUUGGGACUCAAUGUAAAUCCACUCCUAUUGCUCCCAAACCAGAAAAGCUAAGUAAGGGGACCUAAAUGUAAAGAGGUGUAUAUGCUUGUAUGUUAAGGAGAUAAGACAAGUUCCUAAGGCAUGUCUAGUACUAAACCAUGUAAAUAUUGGAGUGGUAUAUGUAUGCAAUACAUAUGGAAAUACUUUUGAGUGUGUAUGAUGAUAAAAUUUGAGCUUUUUCAACACAAGGUUGAUUAAUA
This is a messenger RNA of Vitis riparia (riverbank grape), 1600 nucleotides long. RefSeq names its product probable serine/threonine-protein kinase PBL15. The transcript has 5 exons. Bases 152 to 1426 code for a protein of 424 amino acids. Lineage: Eukaryota; Viridiplantae; Streptophyta; Magnoliopsida; Vitales; Vitaceae. Gene Ontology annotation, molecular function: ATP binding; protein kinase activity. Gene Ontology annotation, biological process: protein phosphorylation. The record is from RefSeq and is a predicted model, not a curated record.